This is a messenger RNA of Acanthochromis polyacanthus (spiny chromis), 825 nucleotides long. RefSeq names its product Fc epsilon receptor IgFc epsilon receptor Ig (gene fcer1g). The record is from RefSeq and is a predicted model, not a curated record. The transcript is spliced from 5 exons. The coding region runs from base 216 to 494 and encodes 92 amino acids. Gene Ontology annotation, cellular component: Fc-epsilon receptor I complex. Gene Ontology annotation, molecular function: IgE receptor activity. Gene Ontology annotation, biological process: cell surface receptor signaling pathway. NCBI's taxonomy places the organism in Eukaryota, Metazoa, Chordata, Actinopteri, Pomacentridae.
UGGUGUUUCUUUCCCCUGGUUUGGUGUUAAAAGGGGAGUGGUCUGAUGAGAUCUGAGACAAAUGGACUUAGAGCUCCGACCACAACUUCCCCUCCUCGCUGCGAGAUAUGCAAUACUCGAGUCUCCGCCAGAACGCGCAGAAUAAACACCCAGGAGUUGUCGUGUUUCGCUGGCAGCCGAACGAGCCCCGUUGUCCUUGUUGAGUUGGUGUUAUUAUGGCUGUGUGGGGCAGGAACCCGCUGCUGGUGGCCAUUCCUCUGUGGAUGACUUUUGGGAGAGCUGCUGCUCUGGCGGAGAGUCAGAUCUGUUACGUGCUGGAUGGUAUCCUGUUCGUGUACGGCAUCAUCCUGACCGCUCUCUACUGCAGAAUCAAGAUCUACAAUGCUAAAGAGGCUGCGGCAGCAAAGCCAAAACAGACUGCUGAGGAGGGCAUAUACACGGGUCUGACUCCUCAUGCCCAGGACACUUAUGAAACAAUCGGCAUGAAAAAGUGAUCAGAAGAAAUGAGAUUUUAUUUCUUUCUCUUCUUUUUUUGUAUUUAAAUAUUGAUUCUCCUGCUCUGCUUAGAUUUUGAGAGUAUAUGAGAUUAUACACACCUUUUAUUUUUAAUAGAGAAGCGCAAACAUAUUUUACACAACUUUUAUGCUUCAGAUAUAUUUCAUAUUGCAAUUAUUCUUUGAUAUUUUACAUUUCUUGUAGAUCGACUCCUAAUCUCAGUAUCUCUUCUCAGCUGGUAGGAAUGUUUUUGUGAGUGUAUGUGAAUAUGAGUAAGUUUUAUUUAGUGAUGGUGAUUGUUUAAGCACAAAUAAAGGAUGUUUUUAUAGA